GCAAGAGUUCUUAUUUUAUUUUUUAAAGUCUUAUUAAUUGAGGCUUACACUUACUUGAAAGGCAAAUGUUUUGCACUGACUUCAAUCAUGAAUAUGCAAUCAAGAUAUUGUCACUUGGCAAUAAAGUGCUGUGGGUUGUUAUUUGUGCAAUUGAUCACAUUAAGAAUUGGUCCAAAGCGGUGAUAUUGUGUGAUGUUAGGAUGCCUUUUAGUUAACAUACUUGCAUCUGGAACAUUAUUAUUAACAAUUACUGCAUAUCUGCCCAUUUAAACGUUGAAAGCGUGAAGAUGAAAUUGUUAACACCUUUUUAGUAUUUUCUGUCAAAUCCAUUUUCAGGCCUUUCCUUCAUGCAGGAGGAGAGUUCGGCACUGGAUUGUUAUGUCACACGGCGGGACAAAGGAGGAGGGAGGAGGUUAGACUGGUUCAAACGCAUCCCACACACCUUGAUAACACUGCAUACCAAUUUAACACGACGUGUACUUUAGAAAAAGUAAUUAACUCCCCGACCCCCCCACACAACACCAAAUUUCUGUUAACCCCAUACUACUUCAUAAUCUGUUGUUCCCAUAUUAAACCUUACUGUAAGAUGUCACCCGGACACCCGGAUUCCUCAGAGGCUGCAUGCUCUCCGGUUCCUGUCGACUUUUUGUCCUUGUGGAUUAAUACACAAAAUGGUCUGUUUGACACCAAAUACUAAGUAAAUCCUAGAGAAUAGAAUACGGCUUUGGCCCCCAUCAGAGUUUAACGAAGGGCACGGAUUUAAUCCCACACAAAUGCCCAAUUAAAAUAGUUUCAUUAUAAACGGACAACUGACUCAGGAAUGUGGGGCUUGGAUUUGGGUGUCUCGGACACAUUUGCAAUGUCCUUAACUAAAAGAAACGAAAAUGAAAAUCUCAAUCCCACACAAACAGAGAUGUAAGUGCAAUUAGUCCCAUUAGUGGUGUAAUGAGUAUCUCUACCAGAAAACCCCCUGAGUUUCCACUGCCAACUUUAUGGAGGUGGCGCUUGUGCGUAAAACUGAACGUUGGUAUCGGCUUACUUCAUUUAUGCCUCUUGCGUAACACAGCGGAUCCAGGGCUCCUCCUCAUGAGAACAGAACUUCUUCUGCAGCGUGACGCUCUUCUUCUGACUCUCUAACGGAAAGCCGAAGAAAAACAUUGCUCCUCUUUCUAUGGAAAAGAGUUUCUCAAGGGCGCUUUGUUUGUGGUGCAUCAUUCGCAGCUGCGCCAUAAUAUACGAGGGCAUUUAAAGAAUACGAACAAGAUGCAGAAGAUCGUGCUCCGGGAGCCGUGAUGAACGCGACCCCCGGACAGCCUGAAGAGCUGCGCGCGCCUCUCCUCCAGGGCCUCUGGGAGCAGGUGAGAUCCGGGCAGGAGGAGGUCCUCCUCUCCCCGUACCUGCCCGCGUCCAUCGCCUUCCUCACCCACGUCCUUUUCUGCGCACCUUUCCUGGCGCUGGACGUGCUGGGCGGCUUCUGCCUGCGGGUCCGCUCGUGGAGGAUCGCCGCGGGCUCGGGUCCCCCGCCGUCCCUGCGCCGCUGGUUGGACUGUUUCUGGAGGGUCCUGUACGGAUACCUGACCACCGUCCUGCCGGCCACCGCGCUCGUCCACGCGCUGAGGAGCCCCGCACUACCGGCGCUGGCUCCGUCCUGCCGGCGGCUCUUCGUGGAAGUCUUCGCGUGUUUGCUGCUCUUCGACACGGUGUUCUUUAUUUGCCAUGUGGUCAUGCACAGGGUCACCUGGCUCUACCGCAACACCCACCAGCUGCACCACCGGCACCACGCGCCCUUCGCCCUGGCUGCUCAGGACAGCGGCCCUGUGGAGCUGCUGUCCCUGCUGCUGCUGUCCCUGGGCAGCGCCUGGGCGGUGGGCUGCCACCCUCUGAGCGAAGCCGUCUUCCACCUCCUCAACACCUGGCUGGCGGUGGAGGACCACUGUGGCUACGAGCUGCCCUGGGCUCUGCACAGACUGGUGCCCUGGGUCGGCGGAGCCCCCCACCACCAAAUCCACCACACUGUCCACAGUGUCAACUUCGCCCCCUACUUCAUCCACUGGGACCUCCUGUUCGGCACGUACCGUGCGCCGGGGCGGCAUUUGCCCACAGAGUGACACAAUUGGUCGUCCCGUGCAGGCUGGCCAGGAUGCAGUGAGGGACGAUCUCUGCAGGUUUUGGUGGUUUUCCGGAUCAGCUUUCCGUGUUUCAGUGGGGAGCCGUCGUCCCGAGGUCUGCAGCAGACCAUCCACGUUUAUUUCCUUCUCCCAUCAUUUGGAGACAUUUUCAGUUUUUGGCACAAAGUGUCUAACACAAGAUGGCACUAAUGAAACGGUGUAGCAGCCCCAAUGUGAAGCACUCAUACCGACAGCUGCUGUUUAUAAAGCGAAUACAUGAGGAGAGAGCAGAGAUGACACCAUAAAUCAGGAUAAACAAACAAACGUAUGAAGCGGAUGUGCUCUCGUGACAUGGGGCGGGGGGGGGGGUUUGGAUGGAGCGCUUACACUAAGACGCAAGACAGAUAAUACUCGACAGCUGUAUUUCUUUGCACUGUUCGAACUUAAAGUCAAUUUAUUUGAAAGUAUGUUACAAAAUGUAAAAAAAGGAAUGUGAUGUAAUUAGUUUAGUUUUUUAAAUAAAGUUUAUAUAUCAUAAUGCAA
Molecule: messenger RNA, 2651 nt
Organism: Gasterosteus aculeatus aculeatus (three-spined stickleback)
Lineage: Eukaryota; Metazoa; Chordata; Actinopteri; Perciformes; Gasterosteidae
Product: cholesterol 25-hydroxylase
Biological process (GO): lipid biosynthetic process
Molecular function (GO): oxidoreductase activity; iron ion binding
Source: RefSeq, a predicted model, not a curated record